Schizosaccharomyces osmophilus is the source of this 258-nucleotide messenger RNA. RefSeq names its product mitochondrial alpha-ketoglutarate dehydrogenase Ymr31/Kgd4 (gene kgd4). Gene Ontology annotation, biological process: 2-oxoglutarate metabolic process. The transcript has 2 exons. The record is from RefSeq and is a predicted model, not a curated record. Lineage: Eukaryota; Fungi; Ascomycota; Schizosaccharomycetes; Schizosaccharomycetales; Schizosaccharomycetaceae. Bases 1 to 258 code for a protein of 85 amino acids.
AUGGCUAGAAAAGCGCUUAUUCAGUUUGUCAAACAUUUGACCAAAUCAUCUGCUGAACGACGUCCCCAUCCUGCCGUUCCAUUUGCUUUGCCAUCUAGCUUCUUUUCCAAAGCUGGAGCACCUUCCAAUGACUCCUUUGGAAGCCAAGACGUUUUCAUUGCAAACGAUAGAAACGAACUUUCACCUCGAUUUCACCGUAUGCCACUUAGCGACUUGGAAAUGAGUAUUAUUGAAUCAGGUGGUGCUUCUGUCUAUUAA